Messenger RNA from Rhincodon typus (whale shark), 3243 nucleotides. It is a transcript of the gene nudt5, whose product is annotated as nudix (nucleoside diphosphate linked moiety X)-type motif 5. Gene Ontology annotation, biological process: ribose phosphate metabolic process; nucleoside phosphate metabolic process. Lineage: Eukaryota; Metazoa; Chordata; Chondrichthyes; Orectolobiformes; Rhincodontidae. The transcript has 10 exons. The record is from RefSeq and is a predicted model, not a curated record. Gene Ontology annotation, cellular component: nucleus. Gene Ontology annotation, molecular function: ADP-ribose diphosphatase activity. The coding region runs from base 290 to 934 and encodes 214 amino acids.
GGCGGAAUGCUGUGUCACAGGAAAAAGCGCUCGGGCCGCCCACAGGAGGAAGGUGUUUAGGGAGUGUUGCUGGUCGUCGGUUCCAAAACUCCUUUCUGGAUCAAUCUUCACGGCAUCCUCCCAUUUAUUGUUUGCUUUGCAGAUUUGGAAACUUUGGGAACGGCGCAGAGUGACUGGGGCCAGAAUCCAUAGAAAGAGCAUUGUUGUUCCUGAGUCCAAAGGUCCAUUUUGAUUUGCUUGCAUUGUGCAAAGUAAAGUUAACUAUCAACUUCAGGGACCAUCAGCAAACAUGGAACCAAAUUAUACAGCUAACCAAUCAAUCAUCAAAGAAGAGGUACUGGCAAAAGGCAAAUGGGCUCAACUUUUGCAGACAACCUACAUAGAUCCUACUGGCAAAACCAGGGUUUGGGAAACAGUGAAACGAACAACCAGAAAACCAAGCUGUAAAUCUGAUGGAGUAGCUGUACUAGCCGUGCUAAAAAAAACUCUGCACUAUGACUGUUUGAUUAUGGUAAAACAGUUCAGGCCGCCAAUGGGAUGCUACUGCCUGGAACUACCAGCAGGUCUCAUAGAUGAUGGUGAAACUGCAGAGGUUGCUGCUUUGCGGGAGCUUUUGGAAGAAACUGGAUACAAAGGAGAGAUUAGUGAAACAACUCCAGAUUUAUGUCUGGAUCCCGGAUUAACCAACUGCACGAUGCAGUAUGUAACUGUUAAUAUUAAUGGUGACGAUUCAGAAAACCUCCAUCCGAAACAAAGGCUGGAUGAUGGAGAGUUUGUUGAAGUUGUUUUAAUUCCAAUGAAUGAACUUCGUAAGAAACUUGAUGAAAUGCUCCAAAAAGAAAAUAUUGUGGUGGACGCUCGAGUUUACGCCUUUGCGAUGGGUUUGAUGUAUGCCUCUUCAAAGCCCAACAUGUUGCCUGUUUUGAAAGCCUGAAAGUCUUAAAGAACCCCUCAUCUACAGUUGUUGCACAGCACAUGGAUAUAUUUAAUCUCAAGUUUUGUAUUCUGCCGUUGUACUAAGGAACAAAGAACCAUUUAUCCAGAACGUAAUAACUUUGAUAUAAUUAAGUAGACUUAAGAAGCUAGAUUUACAGAACUGUCUUAUUCACAACUGCAUCACUUCAUCUUUUUCUUGAAAACUUGUAAAAUCCUUAAGAAUAAGUGGUCGCAAAUAAAUAGCACAUUUUUUUUAAAAGAUCAAUCUUUCAAAUUUUUGCCAAUGUGGAUCAGAUGCCUAAAGCCAGUACAAAUCAGGGUGAGUUGGUAGAGAAAUCGUUGAGACACCUUUGUGUAUUAUAGUGUGAGGUUUUGGUUUGACAGAAUUGUAGAAUGCGAUCUGAAAAAUUAUAUAGUAGACUCAAACCAGCUGCCUUGAUGAGCCUCUGCAAUUAUAUCACCCUUAAGUAUAAUUAGUUUUGAUUAACAGAAACCCAUCGCUACACUUAGGAAUCUCCAUAUCUAGGUACUCAGACAUCCAUUCUAUUUCCCCAGUACAGAAUGCAUUCUAUUUUCUCACUGGUAUGUGUUUAGAAUUCCCAUCAUUAUGCAGUGAGAGCCAUUUAACUUGUUGGGUAUUGGCUUGAGGAUUAGCUGGGAAUAGAGGUUGAGGGACUGUGGUUGCCUCAAAAUUAUCAACCCUACCCCUCUAGGUCUCCAUUUAUAAAUUAGUGUGGAAGUUGUCUUCUCAAGUAUAUCAUGCUGCCAAUCUCAAAGCUCUGAUAGAUUACGUAAUCUAUCUCAUCCCAACUCCUUUGGUACUUGGCUGAUCUCCCUACCCAUACUUUUAUUUCCCUUCCCAUUCCUGUCAGCUGGUUGUUAUGUAACUGGGAAGUUAGGAUUUUAGGCCUCACCACGUAGGCAACUAUUACAAGUUUUUCAGGUGGCAUGAUGAACCACACAACUUUCCAUUAAACAAGUGCACUGUCAAAAUCUUUCUAACUACUGUACAUAGUAUAGUAAUCCUAACAAAUGGUUAAUUGCACCACUUUUGAGGUGUGGCACUUCAAUACAUUCAUUAAUCAAUCAAUCUUCCUGAUUGUUAAAUGAGAACAUUCCUUUCGAAUUGCUUUAUAUGCUCAAGGGGUCUGGCCAACUUUGUUUUGUACCAUGCAACUGAUUGUCCUUCAUGUUGGAUGCAUUACUUUUUAUAGUCAGUGUUUCAGUAAAGAACGCAUUUUGUCAUAAGCAUUUGAUUUAAUAAAAUCCAGGGUGCUGUUUCAGACUUAAUUGUUUAAGAGCUCAGAUUAACAGUAGCACUAUAGUAAUUUUUGGAUUGGACAAAAUAAAUGUUUAUCCUGCCAAACACAUUUUCAGUCCCAAGUGAUCUAAAUUUAAUGUUUUAUUUAAAAUCAGGAUGUGACUUUAGCUUACUGAACAUCAUGAAAUUCUGUUGCAUGCAAUUGUGCUUUGACCUUUUAUACAAAAGUCAAUAUAAUAGGUUGGCAUUUGGUGCAAUAGGGUUUUUUUUUAAAAAAAUUUGCAAGUAUUGAAUUAAUCAAUUGUUUGAAAUCACAGCUCGUGAAUAUAAUUCUGUGAUGCUGUCUAAUGUUAAAAGUCCUGUGUUUUAAUGAAGGCAUUAGCUGUUUGAGAAUGUCACUGCCUUCGUUAUAAUAGUGGAAAUGUAAUUUAAUAAUUUAAAAAAAAAUAAUUUGGGGCAGCACAGUGGAUCUGUGGUUAACACUGCUGCCUCAUGACACCAGGGACCUGGGUUUGAUUCUACCUUCGGGCGACUGUCUGUGUGGAGUUUGCACAUUCUCCCCUUGUCUGCGUGGGUUUCCUCCCACAGUCCAAAGAUGUGCAAGGUAGGUGGAUUGGCUAUGCUAAAUUUCCCAUAGUGCCUAGGGAUGUGUAGGUUAGGUGGGUUAGACAUAGGAAAUUGGGGGAAUGGGUCUGGGUGGGAUGCUCUUUGGAGGGGCAGUGUGGACUUGUUGGGCCAAAUGGCCUGUUUCCACACUGUAGGGAUUCUAUGAUCUUCUAUGAUCAUAGCAUACAUUUCCAGCAUUGCAGUCUAUUGAUCUGAAUGUUUCUGUAAAUUGUAGACCUGUUGGAAAAAGUGUACUUUAGGUUCGUUGUUAAUCUACAAGCUUCACACUGUCCCAGCAUCUCAUGACAUUUGUCAUCAUGAAAGAUUUGGUUUCUCAUGUCUUUUUCUUUGAAAUAUUGUCAGAAUUUUUUUGUGUCUUGUCUUCAUUUGGACAAAGAAAUAUAUUUGUACAUCCUUAAUAUUAAAACAUGGGUCAAUCA